Messenger RNA from Vigna unguiculata (cowpea), 1696 nucleotides. It is a transcript of the gene SPO11-2, whose product is annotated as sporulation 11-2. The record is from RefSeq and is a predicted model, not a curated record. Lineage: Eukaryota; Viridiplantae; Streptophyta; Magnoliopsida; Fabales; Fabaceae. Gene Ontology annotation, biological process: reciprocal meiotic recombination; meiotic DNA double-strand break formation; meiotic DNA double-strand break processing. Gene Ontology annotation, cellular component: nuclear chromosome. Gene Ontology annotation, molecular function: DNA binding; DNA topoisomerase type II (double strand cut, ATP-hydrolyzing) activity; ATP binding.
UUGCGCGCCAAUUAUACAGUUAAUUCUGAAGAUUUCCCGCUCCGAUGGAAGAUCUUCAAAAUUCGGCUCUAAAAUUCUUCUCCGAUCAAGAGCUCUGUAAUGUCGAUAUUGUCCCUCCUGCUCAGGUCCGAGCGAGAAUUGAAGUUUCUGUCCUCAAUUUUCUAAAAAUAUUAAAUGCAUCCAACCCUGCCAUCUCAGAUUUGCCUUUGAUUCAGAGAAAAUAUAGCAAUAGUCGAGUGAACCAUGGCCUGUUGACAGAACUUUCACGUGUUUUUCUCUCCAAUUCCAUAUCGACAAGGUCUCUGAUGAGACCUAAUGCAGCAAAGCCCUUCGUUAGGGUGUGGAAGGUGAUGGAGAUGUGCUAUCAGAUAUUGCUUCAGGAAACGCGGGUCACGCAGAGGGAGCUCUUCUACAAAUUGCUCUGUGAUUCGCCACACCUGUUUCCCUCUCAAACGCAUGUUAACAGGACGAUCCAAGAUCUGGUAGCAUUGCUUCGGUGCAGCCGAUACAGUCUUGGAAUCAUGGCUUCCAGUCGAGGACUCAUAGCUGGCCGUCUGACUUUGCAGGAACCGGGCAAAGAGGUUGUUGAUUGCUCUUUGUGUGGCUCUUCUGGAUUUGCAAUUUCUGGUGACUUGAAUUUGUUAGAGAGAUUGGUUCUACAUGCAGAUGCUCGGUACGUUAUAAUUGUGGAAAAGCACGCAAUAUUUCAGCGGCUUACUGAGGAUCGGUUUUUUCAUCAAAUUCCGAGCAUUCUUAUCACUGCUAAAGGCUAUCCAGACAUGGCCACAAGAUUUCUUCUUUAUCGGAUCAAUCGAGCUUUUCCAGACUUGCCAAUUUUAGCUUUGGUGGAUUGGAACCCAGCUGGAUUAGCCAUUCUAUGCACCUUCAAAUUUGGAAGUGUAGGAAUGGGCCUAGAGGCCUACAGAUACGCUUGCAACGUCAAGUGGUUAGGACUGCGGAGUAAUGAUCUACCUUUGGUGCCUGAUCAAUCUUUCGUUCCAUUGAAGCCAAAGGAUCUGCAAAUUGCUCGAAGCUUGAUGUCCUCAGGAAUAUUACAGGAUAAUUACAAAGAUGAAGUGACCGUAAUGAUUCAAAGAGGAAGGAAAACUGAAAUCGAAGCUCUAUACUUUCAUGGAUACGACUAUUUGGGAAAGUAUAUUGCUAAAAAAAUUGUACAGUCCGACUACAUAUGAAUAUACUCAAUAUAUGUCUAAAACUGUAAAAUACAAAGCUAAAUAAAAAGAAAAAACAAUUUCCGUAACUCAAAUUUAUAAAGAUUAUCGGUUGCUACUUUCUGCACCCCCACUUUUUCCUGUCUGCACCACUGAAUUCAAAUAUCCCCAUUUUACCCUACAGCCAAUAUUUAGUCCAACCCUAAUUUGAAAUCCUUAUUUCUGUCGCACCUCCCUCCCUCUGCACCUUCCCGCUCCCUUGUACACAACACCUCCCAUUUGCACCACGCCUGCCUCUGCGCCUCCCCUCACAGUGUGCCCCUUGCACCAUGCCUCUCACUACACUCUUCAUUGUGGCAAAACAGCAUGUUGUGGCGUGAGUUAAACACCACGAUUCUAAGCGAAUAAGACAUUGGCACAUUCCUGAUUUACCAUUUCGGAACUUAUUAUUUCUCUACUGUUAGGAUUUAUCCUAGACUACAGAAAAAACAUUUUCGAAAUGGAUAAUUAGGAAGAGAUUUAGA